This is a messenger RNA of Platichthys flesus (European flounder), 2242 nucleotides long. It is a transcript of the gene rom1b, whose product is annotated as retinal outer segment membrane protein 1b. Gene Ontology annotation, cellular component: membrane. Gene Ontology annotation, biological process: visual perception. NCBI's taxonomy places the organism in Eukaryota, Metazoa, Chordata, Actinopteri, Pleuronectiformes, Pleuronectidae. The record is from RefSeq and is a predicted model, not a curated record. Bases 638 to 1702 code for a protein of 354 amino acids. The transcript is spliced from 5 exons.
CUCACAUUUGGCCAUUGUCUGCGUCCUCCAACCAUGGCUACAGCGGUUUAGGGGGACACCGCACACGCACAGACCCAGAGGGGCGCCACCAAAAGACAACAUCACGUCAGGAGGAAGAAAUCAUUGGUUUCAGCUUGAAAGGGGGGGGGCUACGGCAGAGUAGCAGAACUUGAGGAGAAAACUCGUUAUCUCAGGCAAAAGGAUUAUAUCUCUUUCUCCAAAUUUCUUAAAUAAACAAUUUCUCACAUUUUUCCAAGUUUCUACAGGACUGCAUUGGAUUUAUAAAAAACUUUUUGAAUCAAUUUUCGCAUCCAGGUGAAAGUUUUCGGAUUAUCCUCUGAGGUCGACUGUGCUUUACCAUCUAGGGGAUCUACCUGCUUAUCCUCUCCACCUGGAACAACUUAGAUGAGCUCAACCUGCUAAGAACCCACCAAACAACAAGUUCGAGGCUGAAUCGACGGCUGCAGCAAAACUGAAUUCACCUUCAAGGGUUUUGUUUUCUACAUGCAGCUUGCGACCUCUGGAAUGACUAAUUAUCUGACCAGAAUUAGUUGAUUCUCAUCUCUCCUGCUCUCCUUCUCUCACUCUCUCCCUCCUGUUGUUGUGUUGAUUGGUGUGUGGCAGUGGACCCUUGAAGAUGUUGUUGAAGAUGAACUUCACCCAGCAGAGGCGGGUGCGUCUGGCACAGGGCCUCUGGCUGCUGUCAUGGCUGGCAGUGAUGUGCGGGGCCUUCAUCUUCUGUCUUGGUGUUUACCUAAAGACAGAGCUGAUACGCAGGGAUGAGGUAAUGGAGAACACGGAGAUCCACGUGGUGCCCAACAUCCUCAUGAUGGUGGGCCUGGCCUCCAUCGGCACCAACUGGCUUGCCAGUCGCAUGUGUCAGGACUCCUUGGAUGCGAGCCGCUUCCCUCGCUGGAAGGUUCUCAUGCUGGCUUGGUUCUUCGUGGCGGCGCUGGUCUGUUAUAUGCUCAUCGGCGUUGUGGUGCUCAGCUAUGCCCUGCAGGGAAGACUGGAGGAGUCCCUGAAGGUUGGCCUCAGGAAUGGUAUUCGUUUCUACAAGGACACGGACGUGCCAGGCCGCUGUUUCCAGAAGGAGACCAUUGAUCGUCUGCAGAUGGAGUUUCGCUGCUGUGGAAACAACAAUUUCAAGGACUGGUUCGAGGUUCAAUGGGUCAGCAACAGAUACCUGGACUUCACUUCCAAAGAUGUCAAGGAUCGGAUCCGGAGUAAUGUGGACGGCCGUUACCUGCUGGAUGGCGUUCCCUUCAGCUGCUGUAACCCGGCGUCCCCUCGUCCCUGCAUUCGCUACCACCUGACUGACAACAGCGCCCACUACAGAUACAACUACCAAGAAGAGGAGCUCAACCUGCACAUCCGUGGCUGUAGACAAGCUCUGAUUGAUUACUACAUGGGCUUAUUGAAUUCAACUGGUCCUGGUGUGAUUUCCGUCAUCUUAAUACAGAUGUCAGUGCUGCUGAGCCUGCGGUACCUGCAGACGGCUGUGGAAGGGGCCAUGGCUCUGGAGGACCCAGAGGGCGACAGCGAGGGUUACCUCCUGCAGAAAGGAGUGAAAGAAACCAUUGAGGACGUCAAAGCCAGUGUCCUCAGCUUGCUUAAGUUUGGGCAGGUUGACCCCAGCGCCGCCGAAGAGUCCCCUGUGGCUGCAGAUGGCGACAAAGAAGCUGAUACUCCUGCCAGCUAGAGAGGGGGAGAACAACAAUCUUCAAAUGCGAGUUGAGGAGGAAAGGAUGCCAGGGUGUGGGUGGGGGGUGUCUGAGGUUCUUGUUGAGUUUGGCUGGUGGCGGGUAGGACACCUGUUGGGUUUUGACACAUUAGACUUGAUUUAUGCUCCACUGACGCAGCAGCCGCAGCUCCAUGGCCAAGACAAGGCGACACAUGGGGGAAUCUUAUCAGGCCCUGCACAGACCCCACAACAAACACCUCCACUGUGCAGGAAUUCAUGAAUGUGUAACCACCAGAGAACCUGCUCAGGAGAUGCGUAGUACUUUUUGUCGUAAACUAGAAUGGAUGCAGCGUACACAUACAGACAUGUACUUUAAAUAAAUGUUUUUGACUUAAAUUUGUCCAAAUUACAAUCCCAUGAUUCUAACAUUGAUACCAUGUGCAAUGUAUUAUUUAUUUCACUGCUCUAGAGUUUUUACUAAACUGCAAUAUAAUGCUUAGAAACCUUGAAAUGUCAACGCAUCUGAGUGAUACAUUAAAGGUAGAAGUUUUUAACUGC